ACAGGCGCUGUGAUCACCGUCAGACCUCAUAGCCUCUUGUGCUGGUGCUGUUGCAGGCCGUUAGCCUCGCACUUGAUGCAGAAUGAGCUCCAAGCACUCCUCCGACUGGAUUCCAUACAGCACUUUAGACGACGAGGGAACAAACCUUCGGCAGCAGAAACUGGACAGACAGCGAGCACUUCUUGAGCAAAAGCAAAAGAAGAAGAGGCAAGAACCUCUGAUGGUCCAGUCCAACGUGGACGGGAGGUCUCGGACACGUCGGACCAAACAAAGUGAGGAACAGGCUCCGCUGGUGGAGUCGUACCUCAGCAGCAACAGCAGCACCAUCUAUCAUGUGCAAGAAGCUGAACGUGAGGAGGCGAAAGAGCUAUCGGACCCUCAGCUGCCUCGCUCGGCUAAAAAAGGCAAAGCGUCCGCCAGCUCCACUCCACAGACGGGCAGCGAGAAGAAGGAGAGGAAGGCGAAGCACAAAGCAGCGACCGACGGCCCGGCUGCCCUGCAGGACGACGGUCAGAUCCAGAUCCUGACGGUGGGACAUCCCUCUACGGAGGAGGGCGAGUCAGAGCCCGUCAUGAGCUGCACCCAGUCGCAGAGUAAACAGGAUCUGCGUGUCACCAUGCUAAAGAAAGGUAUAUCCAGCAGUAUGAAUUUUGAUGAAGAAGAGGACGAUGAAGAUGAGGUUAGCUCCAGUUCUUCGCAGCUCAACAGCAACACGAGACCAGGUUCUGCUACCAGCAAGAAGUCGAGCAAGGAUGUGGCCUCAGCACCCACUCCGCCUGUCAGCGAACCUGCAGUCGAUGUUGAGGAUUUAGAGGAGUUUUCUCUGCGAUCUGCGCCGCAGGGGGUCAGAGUGAAAUGCAGGAUCACCAGAGACAAGAAGGGCAUGGACAGAGGAAUGUACCCCACCUACUACCUUCACCUGGAGAGGGAGGAUGGCAAGAAGGUGUUCCUGUUAGCUGGCAGGAAGAGGAAAAAGAGUAAAACCUCCAAUUACCUCAUCUCCAUCGAUCCCACUGAUCUGUCUCGUGGUGGAGAGAGUUUCAUCGGUAAACUCAGGUCCAAUCUGAUGGGAACCAAGUUUACUGUUUAUGACAACGGUCUGAAUCCCAUGAAGAGCACCUCGAGCCUUGAAGCUAGCAAUCUGCGUCAAGAGCUCGCUGCCAUUUGCUACGAAACCAAUGUCUUGGGGUUCAAGGGGCCUCGUAAAAUGAGCGUCAUUAUUCCUGGAAUGAACAUGGAUCAUGAGAGAGUGUCGAUUCGACCGCGGAACGAGCAUGAGUCACUACUGGCCAGGUGGCAGAACAAGAGCACAGAGAGUGUGAUUGAACUUCACAACAAGACGCCCGUGUGGAACGAUGACACACAAUCCUACGUGCUUAACUUCCACGGCAGAGUCACUCAGGCGUCAGUAAAGAAUUUUCAAAUCAUUCAUGACAACGACCCUGACUACAUUGUGAUGCAGUUUGGCCGUGUGGCAGAGGACGUCUUCACCAUGGACUAUAACUAUCCAAUGUGUGCCCUGCAGGCCUUCGCCAUCGCCCUCUCCAGCUUUGACAGCAAGUUAGCCUGCGAAUAG
Messenger RNA from Nematolebias whitei (Rio pearlfish), 1576 nucleotides. It is a transcript of the gene tub, whose product is annotated as TUB bipartite transcription factor. The record is from RefSeq and is a predicted model, not a curated record. The coding region runs from base 83 to 1576 and encodes 497 amino acids. Lineage: Eukaryota; Metazoa; Chordata; Actinopteri; Cyprinodontiformes; Rivulidae. The transcript is spliced from 12 exons. Gene Ontology annotation, biological process: protein localization to cilium. Gene Ontology annotation, cellular component: cilium.